CCAAAUCUGUUCAGAUAAAGAUACAAACUCAUCCACAUCUUGGAUGACCUAAAGGUGAGUAAAUUUUCAGCAAAUUUUCAUUUUUGGAUGUACUGUUUGUUUGUUUAUAUUAUUGUAAUAUUUUCAUGCUUUUAUAGUCUUAUAUGGCAGAUAAUAAGAUAAUAUAGUUUACAUUUUGUGACAAUACAUACAAAUAGACAGUUGGGAUUUGUGUUAUAGUGUAUAUUGCGUUACGUGAGUGUAUGUAUGCAGGUUAAAUUGAGCAUACUUCCAACUUUAAAUAAAGAGCUGUGCGAUAAUGUAGUUGCAUUUUGUGACUAAAUAACCAGGCAGUUGAGAAAGUGGGUAUUUGCUGCUGGUGCAAAAAUCACAGCAUUGCUUUGUGGUUGGUAUGGUGUUUGGGCGGUCCCUACACAUGUCCCUUUUUGCUACAGGUUUAUCGGCCACUGGUCUGAUUGUGCUUUUCAUGUCAAACUUUAAUACUUUAGGCUUAGGAGUUUCUUCACAACCUGAACCCCAGGUUUCAGGAUUGAGGAUAGCAAUGCUGCCUUUGCAGGAGGAGGGAAAGCUUGAACAUCCUUAUUGCAGGUCCAAUUUAUUUUGUCAUGUCAUAUCCAGUAUGAUUUUAUAUCUGUAUUUUGCUCCUCUAGAACAACAAUACAUGAACUGUCACCAUGACUGACACAUCACUAAUGAGCAUAUUGCACCUUGCUGUGUAUUUUCAUUUCUUCUCUGAAGCUGUAGGUUUCUGGCAUCUCAAGGACGGCGGGACACAGGCGGUCUUUUGUAUGCAGGUGUAAUGAGUCUCCCACACCCUGUUUCCCUAUCCAUCUCUUGCUUUGAGUUUGUGACUGGAAAGCUAAGCAGAGAUUCACCUCAAAGGACAAUUAAAUUUCCCCUGUUAGAGAGCUUCCUCUCAUUCGAGAGCUCGCUUGCUUGCUGGCUGGGUAACCAAAAGGGAAGGUAUAAAAACUCUGUUUUUCUCCCCCCACCCCAGCCCCAUUCACACACUCGCACUUUCUUUUCUGGCCAAGAGGUUCAAUGUGUCAUCUCCCAAAAGCAAUUGAGGAGUGCUGCUGCAAUACUGCCCACCACUAGCCGUUAGGGAAAGCGUCCAGAAGAUAUAACCGUAUUCUAUCUUACCGCAGGGCACCAGAGUUUUAUUAAAAUUAAGGUUAAAAGUCUGGUCACUUCGAAGAUGGCAGAAAACUCCAAUGAAAUUGACCAAAGGGGAUUCAGGUACAAAAAAAGGACCAAAAAUUUUUUAUAAAUACUGUGGAACUACAAAGUUUUUUAUUCAAAAAGUGGCACCAUGAUGCAAUAUAUAAGUUUGUAUUUGAUUUGAUUUUAAGAGAUGUUGCUGCAACAUGGUAUCGUAGUUAUACAAUUUAUCUUUAUUUUAUUUUUUUAAAUGCAUGGUCUACAGUUGGUUAUUGUUAGUGUGCCAUUUUGGGGUAACAGGUGCAGUUAUACUUUUGAAUCAAACAUUUUGAAAGUUCAAAUGUUGGGUAAAAGUACUGUAAAAGGUAUCAUGGUAAUGAUAAUAUAUCAAUAAUAUAUCAAGCCACUAUGAUUUACUGAAAGAUUAAUCAUGCCAUUCCAUUGUUUAUUUAAUUUUGCUUACUUAUUUUGAGCAACAUAAGCACACAUUCAGGGAUGCCCAAAAUUGCGGUCUAGACAGAUCACUAGAUUUUGAGACAAAACCAAAGUAGUUUCUGAUUUAUUGUAAGAACAAUAAAUUCAUUGCUAUAAAAAAAAUACCCAUUAUAAAAUGGUCCUUUGAUUUAGCGAAUGAUUACCAUUUUGGUGUUCAAUGGUAUUAUGGUAUUUAUAUUUAUAGUGGCCUACUUUUUUUUAUAGUGUCCAGAAUUUUUGAGGAUCAGGUCCGUUCAGACGUUUAAAUGGAACAUUUGAUGGCCAAAAUUUAUUUUGACAGCUCACUAGAUUUGGAAACCAAAUUCUGAUUAAAGACUAAAUUGUUUUACAAUACUAUAGCCUUGUGCUUUUGUAUUAGGCUACCAUUGUCGUGUACUAUAGGUACGUUAAAGAAUAUUUGGUGUUUACUGUUUACACAGCAUUUUUGAACAUCAUAGAUGCGCUUAAAUCGAACAAUUGAUGGCCAGAAAUGCUGUUUAUGCAGACAGCUCACUAUUAAAGACACGGACAUAGUGCUUUACGAUUUAUCAACCGAUUCAGAACUCGUGUAUUGACGUGGUGCUGAGGAAUACUUGAGUAUUUUUGUUAUUUAUACUGCGCAACAUCGAUGUUUACCACAGCUCAACCGGAUUUUAAAAGCCGUGGGCGUUUGAAAAAACGGGAUAUUUGAAAAAUCGUUUCCCCACAUCAAUAGAUUAAACGUCCCCAAAGGUUUCAGAUCCAUAUCUGACACCACACCUCAUAAAUAUUGGAUGGCUUCUGUAAUAUUAAAAAUUGAUGUUUUCAAUUUAAGUUUUCAAAGCGGAGUGUCCGCGGUGAGGGAGGGCGAGUGGAGGUCCAGUCAGACUCUACCUGCUGAUCAAACGCGCGCUUUCUCCUCAGGUGCGCGAGGGGCUCAGACUCACACGGACCGAUGAUGUUCCCUCAGUCCAAAUUGUAAGGAAAGCCGCUUCUCUGCGUCAGUUUGGUGGGCUAUACUGUACGUGUGACGACUGAGACCCAGAUUUUGGAGUCAUUUGAAGACUUAACUCAAACUCCCGAGGAGCUGCAAUGGCAUCGAUCGGGGAGUUUGAUCCGUUAAACAGCAGCGUACCUGCGACCAAAAUAGAGAUCACCGUCUCGUGCAGGAAUUUGCUGGAUGCUGAUACCUUCUCAAGGUCAGCACCAGUGGUUGUGUUGUAUGUUCAAGGAAUUGGUACUAAGGAGUGGAGAGAGUUUGGUCGAACAGAAGUGAUUGACAACACUCUGAACCCGGACUUUGUGAGGAAGUUUGUCUUGGAUUACUUCUUUGAAGAAAAGCAGAACCUUCGGUUUGAUGUAUACAAUGUGGACUCCAGAAGCUCAAACAUCUCAAAACAUAAGUCCUUCCUCGGCCAGACUUUCUGCACUCUAGGAGAGAUUAUUGGGUCCUCUGGGUCAAGACUCGAGCGGGUGCUUUCGGGGAUUCCUGGGAAGAAAUGUGGGAGCAUUAUCUUCACAGCUGAGGAACUCAGCAAUUGUCGGGACAUUGCAACCAUGCAACUCUGUGCUAACAAGUUGGAUAAAAAGGAUUUCUUUGGGAAGUCUGAUCCCUUCCUGGUGUUUUACCGCAGCAAUGAAGAUGGCACGUUCACUAUCUGUCACAAAACAGAAGUGAUAAAGAAUACUUUGAACCCUGUGUGGCAGCCCUUCACCAUCCCAGUGCGAGCUCUCUGUAACGGAGACUAUGACAGAACAGUGAAGGUUGAUGUUUAUGACUGGGACAGAGAUGGAAGUCAUGACUUCAUCGGAGAGUUUACGACCAGCUACAGAGAGCUGUCUCGCGGACAGAGCCAAUUCAAUGUUUAUGAGGUUCUGAAUCCCAAGAAGAAAGGCAGGAAAAAGAAAUACGUCAACUCUGGCACGGUAACACUUUUGUCCUUCAAAGUGGAAUCGGAGUACACAUUUGUGGACUUCAUUCGAGGAGGAACCCAGCUGAACUUCACUGUAGCCAUAGACUUCACCGCCUCUAAUGGAAACCCAUCACAGCCGACAUCGCUCCACUACAUGAACCCGUAUCAGCUGAAUGCGUAUGCCAUGGCCCUUAAAGCCGUGGGGGAAAUCGUCCAGGAUUAUGACAGUGACAAACUCUUCCCUGCCUAUGGCUUUGGAGCUAAACUUCCUCCUGAUGGCAAGAUCUCUCAUGCUUUUCCCCUGAACUCCGACUGUGAGAAUGCAAACUGCGUCGGCAUCGAAGGCGUGCUGGAGGCUUACUAUGACUGUCUCCGGAAAGUGCAGCUCUACGGCCCCACCAACUUUGCUCCUGUCAUCAACCAGGUGGCACAGUGUGCGUCAGAGGUGACAGAUGGCUCUCAAUACUUCGUGCUGUUGAUCAUCACAGACGGUGUCAUUUCCGACAUGGUACAGACUAGAGAAGCUGUGGUCACCGCGGCGUCUCUGCCCAUGUCAGUCAUAAUUGUAGGAGUUGGCCCGGCUGAAUUUGAUGCAAUGGAAGAGUUGGAUGGAGAUGAGGUCAGGGUGUCCUCCAGGGGACGUGCUGCUGAGAGAGACAUUGUCCAGUUUGUGCCAUUCCGGGACUACAUCGACCGAUCCGGGAACCAGGUGCUCAGCAUGGCCCGACUGGCCAAGGACGUACUGGCUGAGAUACCCGACCAGCUGCUGUCGUUCAUGAAGAGCAGAGGCAUUGAACCCAGACCAGCCCUCUCCCCCUCCCCCUCUCCCACACCACAGAUAAACGUCCACCUCUGAUCCCAGAGCAGUAUUUUACUCUAAAACACAGCUAUAUGUUCACAUCUGAAACCCCCGGCUCCAUCACUGGGGAUGCACCUUUUUACUUUCCGCAUCGGUUAGCAGUAGCACAUAAUGUAGUUACAAUAAUAAUCAACUGAAAUCAGGAACACGUUAAUGUAAGUGUGUGGUGUUAAUCUUUAUAACCAGCCAGUGAUCAAUCAAAAACACAACAGUUUGUGUUGACUUUGGGAGUAUAAAGGGGCUGAAUUUACUGGAAAGAAAUGUCUAGGUCAUAUUUCCCCCCAAAAUCUAAAGGUGAGAAAAGCAAUAAAAUAAAAUUGUACAUAAAAUACAAUUUACAUGAAUUCAAAUGAACCCCAUAUACAGUUCAUCAACCUAAAAUUAUUUAACUUAUUUACUGAAGUUAUAUUAUAAAUUUAUAAUUACAACUAUAUCUAGGACAAUUGUAUUAAAUUGUCAUGAAAAAAGUCAAAAUGAAGAAAGAAAUUAAUCCUUAAAAGAGAAUUUCCAGAAAUAUGGUACACUUUGGUAUUUGAUAACUAUUAGACAAAUAUUAUAAUAAAUAAUA
Carassius auratus (goldfish) is the source of this 4954-nucleotide messenger RNA. Its product is annotated as copine-9-like. NCBI's taxonomy places the organism in Eukaryota, Metazoa, Chordata, Actinopteri, Cypriniformes, Cyprinidae. Gene Ontology annotation, biological process: cellular response to calcium ion. The record is from RefSeq and is a predicted model, not a curated record. The transcript is spliced from 21 exons. Gene Ontology annotation, molecular function: calcium-dependent phospholipid binding. Gene Ontology annotation, cellular component: plasma membrane. The coding region runs from base 2707 to 4383 and encodes 558 amino acids.